This is a messenger RNA of Brassica napus (rape), 1058 nucleotides long. Its product is annotated as ras-related protein RABH1b. NCBI's taxonomy places the organism in Eukaryota, Viridiplantae, Streptophyta, Magnoliopsida, Brassicales, Brassicaceae. Bases 132 to 758 code for a protein of 208 amino acids. Gene Ontology annotation, molecular function: GTPase activity; GTP binding. The record is from RefSeq and is a predicted model, not a curated record. The transcript is spliced from 6 exons.
GUCUUAUGUAAUUUGUAAAUUAACCCCAAUAGUUUCUGAUCGGCGACGGGAUCUCUCUCACCGGCGAAUACUGGAAACUACUUCCUCCGCGAGAUCUCGGAUACGUGCGGCUAGUUUGAUCUCGAGGAACCAUGGCUCCGGUCUCGGCGCUCGCCAAGUAUAAGCUGGUGUUUCUGGGAGAUCAAUCCGUGGGGAAGACGAGCAUCAUCACUCGAUUCAUGUACGACAAAUUCGACAACACUUACCAGGCCACGAUUGGUAUUGAUUUUCUAUCAAAGACAAUGUACCUUGAAGAUCGAACUGUCAGACUGCAGUUGUGGGAUACAGCUGGGCAAGAGAGAUUCAGGAGUCUUAUUCCCAGCUAUAUCAGGGACUCUUCCGUUGCUGUUAUUGUCUAUGAUGUUGCAAGCAGGCAGUCCUUCCUAAACACUACUAAGUGGAUCGAUGAGGUUAGGACAGAGCGUGGUAGUGAUGUCAUAGUUGUCCUUGUGGGAAAUAAAACCGACCUUGUGGACAAAAGGCAAGUGUCGAUAGAGGAAGCAGAAGCUAAGGCUCGUGAGCUCAAUGUAAUGUUUAUCGAAACCAGUGCCAAAGCAGGCUUCAACAUAAAGGCUCUAUUCCGUAAGAUAGCAGCAGCUUUGCCCGGUAUGGAAACACUGUCUUCAACCAAGCAAGAGGACAUGGUUGAUGUCAAUCUCAAGUCUUCCAAUGCCAAUGCAUCAUUGGCUCAGCAGCAAUCAGGAGGAUGCUCUUGUUAGAUCUGGCAACAAACAAACUGAUAGAGAACAACAACAAAAACACGCACCAAAAGUUAUCGAGCCUUCUAGCAUGAUCUUAUCCGCAAUUAUCUUCCCCGUCUGUAAAAUUUUUGCCUGCCUUUAUCAAUCAGAUUGUUUUGAAACUGACUUUGUUUUAGUUUAUGGUUUGUCCCAAACUCUAAACUUUUCAGUUCUUUGGAGUUUCGAAUGCUCUGCUUCAGUACUGUGAUUUGUAUGUCAAUGAGUUGAAAUUGAAUGAUAUAACUGUGAGGUAUAUGAGCUAAACACCCUUUUCUUGUU